GGCACAGGGAUCAGGUAGGAUUCCAAUACAGUCGAGCAGUCAUGUUUCAAAUCCGAAAUGCCCUCCGAAGAGCAGCCAUUCAAGUAGAUAAAAUCGGCUGGAAAACCGGAUGUGAGCAACCAAGAGCCUUAAUUUCAAGCGGACCACAGCAGCAGCACGGAACCUUCUAUGAAUUUCGCACCUACUACAUCAAACCGCACCUAAAUGCAACUUUCUUCAAGUUAACCAACGAGAAGAUCAAUCUCCGCACUGCCCACUCUGAACUGUUGGGCUACUGGAGUGUGGAGUAUGGAGGCCUUAAUCAGGCCUUUCAUAUCUGGAAGUAUGACAGCUAUGCCCAGAGGGCAGCAGUACGGGCAGCUCUGGCACAGGACCCUAACUGGAUUGAGCAGUACAUCUCCAAAGCCAUGCCCAUGCUAAACUCUCAGGAUAAUGAAGUUACAUAUCUGGUGCCCUGGAGCAAGAUCCAGAAACCACCCAAGGAAGGAGGUGUUUAUGAGCUGGUGUCAUUCCAGAUGAAACCAGGAGGUCCAGCUGUGUGGGGUGAAGCUUUUCAGGCAGCAGUUACCACUCAUGCUGCUCCAGGAUAUGCUCACCCAGUGGGAGUAUUCCACUCUGAGUUUGGACAGCUCAAUAGAGUGCACGUUCUGUGGUGGUAUGAAAGUGCAGAUCAUCGGGCAGCCAUAAGACACCAAGCCCAUAGUGACCCCAGAGUAGUGUCCGCAGUGCGACACAGUGUUUCCUGCCUGGAAUCCCAGAAAAGCAAGCUCAUGUUUCCUUGUUCCUACUCACCCCUCAAGUGAACAUUCUGCUGAAAUGGUUAACCAGGCUGGGAAUGUGGAGAACUGGCAACAUAGGAUCCUCUCAUACCUUCUUUUCUAAGCAGGCUGUAUGGAUGGAUGAAAAUGGAUGAAAGGACAUAUGGAUGGAACGUAUGGAAGUUGAGUUUAGAGCAGCAUAUGCAAGAUGUGUGUUGAACUAGGAGAUUGGCUAGUUUGUUUAUGUUCCUGUUACAUUACUAUGGAAAUGGAAAUGUACAAGAUAACGAUUGGUAGUGUAGCAUUGUUAUAAACAUAGUUCUAGUCCUAGUCAUUUCCUGCAUGUAAUGUUUCUACAGUAUAAUGAACCAACCAGGUCGAUUUCAAAAAAAUAAAGUAAUUAUUUAGAAAGUAAA
Messenger RNA from Trichomycterus rosablanca, 1174 nucleotides. RefSeq names its product nipsnap homolog 3A (C. elegans) (gene nipsnap3a). Gene Ontology annotation, cellular component: mitochondrion. The coding region runs from base 42 to 803 and encodes 253 amino acids. Lineage: Eukaryota; Metazoa; Chordata; Actinopteri; Siluriformes; Trichomycteridae. The transcript has 6 exons. The record is from RefSeq and is a predicted model, not a curated record.